This is a messenger RNA of Papilio machaon (common yellow swallowtail), 2250 nucleotides long. RefSeq names its product vacuolar protein sorting-associated protein 52 homolog (gene Vps52). Gene Ontology annotation, molecular function: syntaxin binding. Bases 179 to 2173 code for a protein of 664 amino acids. Gene Ontology annotation, biological process: lysosomal transport; Golgi to vacuole transport; retrograde transport, endosome to Golgi. The record is from RefSeq and is a predicted model, not a curated record. The transcript is spliced from 7 exons. NCBI's taxonomy places the organism in Eukaryota, Metazoa, Arthropoda, Insecta, Lepidoptera, Papilionidae. Gene Ontology annotation, cellular component: GARP complex.
GCGACUACUAAGUUUUUAUGUUUAUGAUAUUUCUAUAUCCAUAUUUUUUGACUGUUUGCAUGCUCUUUCGGGCCGUGAUACCCCAUGUAUGUGUUUAAUUAUCAUCCGUGUUAUUAUCCCUACACUUAGGUUACAAUUUGUAUGUAAAAAAAGUUUCGUAAAGUGAUAUACUAUAAGAAUGACUGAAUCAAUAAUUACGAAAGAUACUUUGGACAAGAACCUCGAAGACUUUGAAAUACAGGAAGUUUUAAAAAAUGGCACAGAUUUACGAGAAUACGCAUUACAAAUUGAUAAGGGGAUCAAAGAAGCUGAAAAAAGUUCAGUUGCCGAUUAUUUGAGAGAGAGCGAAAACAUCGCCUCUCUGCAUGGUCAGAUUGAGGAAUGCGACGGUAUAUUAGCUCGCAUGGAAAGUAUGCUAUUAGUGUUCCAAAAUGAUUUAGGAAGUAUAAGCAAUGAGAUCAUCAGUUUACAAAAGCGAUCUGUCAACAUGUCAGUACAACUUUCAAACAGACAAGCACUCAAAGGACCACUGUCCUCAUUUAUAGAGGACAUGGCUGUAUCUGAAACACUUAUAUUUGGAAUUAAUAAUGUUCCUGUAAUUGAUAAAGAAUUUAUGGUCCAAUUGGCAAUAUUGAAUCAAAAAAUAAACUUUGUUAAAGAACAAGAUUUCAAAGAAACUAAAGCCUGCCAUGAUGUAAAGGAUGUAUUGGAGAAGUUGAAAAUAAAAGCUGUAGCAAAAAUAAGAACAUAUAUCUUGGAACAAAUAUAUAAAUUCCGUAAACCAAUGGCUAAUUAUCAAAUACCUCAAAAUGCGAUGCUGAAAUACAAGUUUUUCUUUGAGUUUGUUUUAACUAAUGAGCGAAAUGUUGCUCAGGAAAUAUGUAAUGAAUAUAUUGACACUUUGAGCAAAGUUUAUUAUUCUUAUUUUAAAUCAUAUGCAUCAAGAUUAGAUAAACUUAAAUAUGAAGAAGUUCCUACAAAAGAUGAUCUAAUGGGAAUCGAAGAUGGUUCUAAAGGAGGAUUUUUUCAAAAAACAAAUCUAAAAAAUAAAAGUACCAUCUUUACUAUUGGUAACCGAGGUGAUGUUCUUGCACAACAGUUGGAAGCCCCAAUCAUUGUUCCUCAUGCUCAGCAGAAGAUGAAAUACUCCUAUGAAGCAUUGUUCAGAAGCUUGCAAUAUGCUCUGGUAGAUAACAGCUGCAGGGAAUAUUUAUUUACUACUGAAUUUUUUCACGUAAAGGCUAGUCAUGCUCAGGAACUUUUUGAUAGAAUAUUGGGAAAAACACUAUCAUUACUUGUGAAAAGUGUAGAAAACUAUGUACUGGAAUGUUACGAUUGUUUGGCACUAUUUUUAUGCAUACAAUUAAUAAACCGUUAUAAAUGGAUGUGCCACAAAAGAGCUGUACCUGCACUAGACAGUUAUUGGGAUUCGCUAUUAAGUGCAUUGUAUCCCAGAUUAGAAUAUGUUUUGAAACUAAAUAUCCAAAGUGUCAGAGAAUGUGAUCCUGCUAAGUUAUCUAACAAAGAACUUGGCCCCCAUUAUAUAACUCGGAGAUAUGCAGAAUUUUCCGCUGCAAUGCUGAGUUUAAGCGAACAGUUUCCAUCUGAAGAAUUAAAUAAUCUCUUAUUAUUGUUACAAGACGAAGUACAUUGUUUCUUAUUAAAAAUGGCAGCCGAGUUUUCACAGAGGAUUCAACAGCUUAUAUUUUUGAUAAAUAAUUAUGAUAUGGUUCUAAGUAUAUUAAUGGAAAGGACCAGAGACAAUACAAAAGAGGCGGAAAGCUUUAGAGAACAAUUACAGGCAAGAAGUACAGAAUAUGUUGAAGAAAUAUUAAGUCCACAUUUCGGUGGUCUGAUGCAGUUUGUAAAAGAAGGUGAACAGUUACUCGAAAAUGGCAAAACAAAUGAGUUAGCGACUUUAGAAAAGAAAUCAAUGUCUUUGGUGGCAUCUUUCACAGCCGGCUGGAAACAAAGUCUUGAAGAAAUUCAUAGAGAAGUUCUCGUCUCAUUCCCCAAUCUCGUCACAGGAUCGGGAUUAUUGCAAAUGGCUCUCACCAACUUUGUACAGUAUUAUCAUAAAUUUGUUAAAUUAUUAACACCCAAUGCACGUACCCAGUUGGUCAACAUUCACGUUAUAAUGGUUGAAAUAAAGAAAUAUAAAACGAAUUAUUAACUUAUUUAAUUUAGUAAUUCAUUUAUCUCGUUAUUGACAUGUAUUUAAAAAGAAAUUUAUUGUAAGUUGUAUGUUUA